AGCUCGAGUAUGGGUCAAAGGAGUCUAGUGUUAGUGAUGCAUGCAUUCAUCCAAUUGAUGGUGGUAGCAGCACAAACUAACAGUCGUGACUUGGCUGCUCUACUGUCUCUCAAGAAUAGUUGGCAGAACGUACCAACCAGUUGGGUGGGAACUGACCCUUGUGGCGGUUGGGCAGGAAUUUAUAAGUGCAACGGUUCACGCGUGAUCAACAUAUUGUUAACAAACAUGAAUUUGAUGGGUCAGCUAUCAGGUGAUAUCGGGUCGUUAUCUGAGUUACAGACAUUGGAUCUAUCUUCUAACAAGCAAAUGACAGGGCGUUUACCACAAGAAAUUGGGAGCUUGAAGAAGCUAGUAACCUUAACCUUGACUGGUUGCAGUUUCUUUGGUACCAUUCCGGACUCGCUGGGGUCUCUAGAGCAGCUAGUCUAUCUAUCUCUGAAUUCCAAUAAAUUCACGGGAAACAUUCCAAAUUCUUUUGGAAAUCUGUCCAAUCUUUAUUAUUUGGACCUUACUGACAACCAGCUUGAAGGAUCCAUCCCCGUCUCUGAUGAGACUGUACCUGGUCUUGAUAUGCUACUUCAAACGAAGCACUUUCAUUUUGGAAAGAACAAUCUGUCAGGAACAAUUCCGCCCAAACUUUUCAGCUCAAAUAUGUCUCUUAUACAUGUGUUUUUUGACAACAAUAAUUUAACUGGUAGCAUCCCUUCCACCCUAGGGCUUGUGCAGACGUUGGAGGCGGUACGAUUUGAUAGAAAUUCAUUAAGCGGGCCCCUGCCUAAAAAUCUCAAUGAUCUUACAAAUGUUACCGACCUGUACUUGUCCAACAACAACGUGACUGGCCCUAUUCCCAACCUUACUGGCAUGAACUCUCUCAGCUAUGUGGAUGUGAGCAAUAAUAGUUUCGAUGUUUCUGAUGUUCCUGCUUGGAUUUCUUCCUUACAGACUCUGACAAUAUUAAUGAUGGAACACACACAACUUCAAGGACCAAUUCCUUUUGACUUGUUCAGGCUGCCCCAUAUACAGACAGUGUUACUAAGCCACAAUAAGCUCAAUGGAACUUUGAAUAUUAGUACCACGUAUGCUAAGCGCAUUGAUUUGCAGAACAAUACAAUCACUGACUUUCAAACAACUGGGGGAUACAAUGCCACCAUAUUACUUGAGGGUAACCCAUUUUGUAAGAAAGCAGAAAAUAUUGCAGGGAGUUACUGUAGUUCUUCCUCAUCAAAUUCUACAUAUUCGAUACCACCACCAACCAUCUGUUCUCAUGUUUCCUGUAGUGUGGAUCAGGUUCCGAACCCCAACUGUAAUUGCGUGUAUCCAUACAAGGCCACUCUGAUCUUCAGAGCUAUUUCUAACUUAGACUUGGGAAACACCAGUUACUAUGUAGCUCUAGAGAAGUCGCUCAUGCAAACUUUCGACUCCUAUGAACUUCCCGUGGAUUCAGUUUCUCUGGGUAAUCCCUUUAUGGACUCAUUUGGUUACUUUGGAUUAAGCCUGGAAGUUUUCCCCUCUGGUGGGGAUCGUUUCAAUCAAACAGAAAUGCUUAGCCUUGGAUUUGUGCUUACCAACCUAACUUACAACCCUCCCAAGCUUUUUGGACCCUUCUAUUUUAUUGCCACUACCUAUGCAGAAUCAAAUAAACCAUUACACAAUGGUAUUAUAAUUGGGGCAACAAUUGGUGGUUCUGUCCUUCUAUUAUUAUCAGUACUUGCCGGACUUUAUGCUUUUCACCAAAAGAAAAAAGCAGACAGAGCCUUUCAGAACAAUCCUUUUGCACAUUGGAAUGCGAAUAUGAAAAAUGGUGGUUUUCCUCAAUUACAAGCAGCCAGAUGUUUCUCUUUUGAAGAGCUUAAGAAAAGCACCAACAAUUUUUCAGAAGCAAAUGUUGUUGGAUCUGGGGGCCAUGGGAAGGUUUUUAGGGGAACUCUUUCCACUGGGCAACUGAUUGCCAUCAAACGAGCUCGGGCAGAUUCAUUGCAGGGUGGGCAUGAAUUCAAAACAGAGAUUGAACUCCUAUCAAGGGUCCAUCACAAGAAUCUUGUCAGCCUCGUGGGAUUCUGUUUUGAGCAACGGGAACAAAUUCUGGUUUAUGAGUACAUUCAAAAUGGAAGUCUGAUGGAUAGUCUUUCAGGGAAGUCAGAAUUCAGGUUGGAUUGGAUGAUGAGACUUAAAGUAGCCCUUGGUACAGCGAGGGGUCUGGCCUAUUUGCAUGAACAUGCGAAUCCUCCCAUCAUACACAGGGACAUCAAAUCAAGCAACAUCCUACUGGAUGUAAGUUUAAAUGCAAAAGUUGCCGAUUUUGGACUCUCCAAGCCUAAAGUUGAUAGUGAGAGGGCUUAUGUCACCACUCAAGUUAAAGGAACACCGGGCUACUUGGACCCAGAAUAUUACAUGACGCAGCAAUUGACUAAAAAGAGUGACGUUUAUAGUUUUGGAGUGGUCAUGUUGGAGCUAAUAACGGCAAGAAGGCCAAUAGAGCGAGGGAAGUAUAUUGUGAGAGUGAUAAAGAAUGCAAUAGAUGAGGCGAAAGAUUUAUACAAUCUUCAUGAAAUUCUUGACCCAGCCAUUGAUCUGGGAACAAAACUGAAAGGUUUAGAAAAGUUUGUGAAACUAUCAAUGAGGUGUGUCGAAGAAUCAAGAGCCAAAAGACCUACAAUGAGUGAGGUGGUGAAAGAAAUAGAGAACAUUAUGCAGCUUGCUGGGAUGACCCCCAAUAUUGCUAAAUCUACAUCCACUUCAACAAGUUAUGAGGAAGCUAGUAAGGGCGGUUGCCACCGUGGUUACAUCGAUGAUGCUUUCGAUUCUCCUUCAGUUCUUCAAAUGAUAAAGCUCAAGUGAACUCCAAAUCUGACAAUUUUAAAUGCUCAACUUUGUCUCCAAAAGUUGCUUCUCUCUGUGAUCUCGUGUGAGUAAAUCUGUAAAUGGCAAAAAGAUUGUGUCUAAAAUGCAAGUGGAUUCGUGGACCUGUAUUUCACUUUCGAGUAUGUGUAUAUCGUACAUGUCCUGUUUUUAAUCAUCUAUAUGGUGGACUGAAUCCUCCUCGGUUUACAAUAUAGAUUAAUAAUCGAAAGGUCAUAAAAUCCUGAAA
Messenger RNA from Carya illinoinensis, 3088 nucleotides. Its product is annotated as leucine-rich repeat receptor protein kinase HPCA1-like. Gene Ontology annotation, biological process: protein phosphorylation. The coding region runs from base 10 to 2838 and encodes 942 amino acids. Gene Ontology annotation, molecular function: protein kinase activity; ATP binding; protein binding. Lineage: Eukaryota; Viridiplantae; Streptophyta; Magnoliopsida; Fagales; Juglandaceae. The transcript is spliced from 19 exons. The record is from RefSeq and is a predicted model, not a curated record.